AUGGGGCUCGGUGGCACCCUGCCUGGAGCACUGCUGCACACCAAAAGGUUUCUUGCCUUGGAAGUGGAGGAGCUGAAGGUCACCAGAUUGAUUUCGGGGAUGAGAAGUCAGCUUGACUUUGGCCCCCUGUCUGUUCCAGAUGCUUCCCCCAUCGUGGCUGGGUUCAUUGGGGCCACGGUCCUGGUGGUGUCAGUCUCCCUGACCAUCUUCGUGUGGACCUGCUGCCAACGGCGUUUGGGGAGUGGAGCCAAGAACCCCCCCUACAAGUUCGUCCACAUGCUGAAGGGGAUCAGCAUCUACCCGGAGACGCUGAGCAGCCAGAAGAAGCUCAGCCACCCGCGGCGGGAGAGGGAUGGUCCCGGAGGGGGGCAGUGCCCCGUCCGCGAGCUGGAGGGAGGCUGCUUCCACCCUGACUCCGGACCCCGUUCCGACCCCUUCAUCGACGGGCUGCUCCUGACGUCGGGCUACCAGGAGAUCCCCGGUGAUGCCGUCUCACCCAAGGACAGCACCAGUUCCUCGGAAGGCAAAACCCCUUCGCCCUCCUCCCCGGAGACAGAGGUCAGCCUGGGCAACCUGAGCAUCGCAGUGGACUACAACUUCCCAAAGAAAGCCCUGGUGGUGAUGAUCCAAGAAGCCCACAGCCUCCCGGUGAUGGACGAAACCACACUCACGUCUGACCCCUACAUCAAGAUGACCAUCCUUCCCGAGAAGAAGCACCGGAUCAAGACCCGGGUGAUGAGGAAGACCCUGGACCCGGUGUUCGAUGAGACCUUCACCUUCUACGGCAUCCCCUACAGCCAACUACAGGAGCUGGUCCUCCACUUCCUUAUCCUCAGCUUCGACCGCUUCUCCCGGGACGACGUGAUCGGAGAGGUGACGGUGCCGCUGGCGGGGAUCGACCCAGGCAGCGGGAAGGUGCAGCUCACACGGGAGAUCUUACCCAGGAACAUACAGAAGUGCAUCAGCAGAGGGGAGCUCCUGGUCUCUCUCUGCUACCAGCCAGUCACUCACAGGUUGAGUGUGGUGGUGCUAAAGGCCCGGCACUUGCCCAAGAUGGAUGUCAGUGGCCUCUCAGACCCCUACGUCAAAAUCAACGUGUUCUACGGUCAGAAGCGGGUGGCCAAGAAGAAGACGCACGUCAAGAAGUGCACGCUAAACCCGGUCUUCAACGAGUCGUUCGUCUUCGACAUGGGGGCCGACACCCUCCGGGACAUCAGCGUGGAGUUCCUGGUCAUCGACUUUGACCGGAUGACCAAGAAUGAAGUGGUAGGGUGUGUGGUGCUGAGUGCCAACAGUUCCACUCCCAGUGGCAUUGAGCACUGGCGGGAGAUCUGUGAGACGCCCCGAAGGCAGAUUGCAAAGUGGCACCCCUUAAAUGAGUAUUAGCUACAGGGAGCUGGGGGGAAGACAGAGGAAAGAAAGGUGCCUAGGGACUUGAAGCAUAAACCGGAACAUGGAUCUAGUGGUAGGAGAAAAGUACAUCAAAAAAAAACUGCGACAAAAAAAAAAUUCUUGUUUGGUUGGCAGUGUGGUGUGACGGGGCUGACCCACUCCCACUGCCAAAUUCAAAACCAUGAUUCUUCUGUAUUCUACAAACCACCCGACUUAUUUGCAUGCCUAAUUGCUGCGUGUACCUUAUUUGCAAAUACUUAACGCACUUUGAGGUCACCCGACCUCGUCCUUUUGUCUGUUAACCUGUUACUUUGUGUGUUCUCGGUGAGGGGGGGGGGUGGUGGUGGGGAGGUGGGUGGGGUGUGGACAGGUCAGACGCGGGAGUCCCGUUUCUUCCCCCACCCGCCCCCCCCGUGUCGAGACUGACCUCGAGCGUCGGCGCGUGGGCUUGGCGGCUGCGAAUCUUCUCCAGAAGGUCGUGGCACAUUGAGGCGCAGUUGUCGGUCUCCUGGUUGGGGGGUGGUGGUGGUGGUGGAGACGGUCACUCUGCAUCCACUCCGCGGGCCCAAGCGCGGGAGGUGGAGGCCGUCGGGUCCCUCCUCGCACUCUCCGAGGCAGCCGGGAAUGUGAACCGGAGCAACGUCAGUGCUCCCCUGUGGUGGAGCCCUGUGCCGAGGGUUGUAAAGUCCUGCCGUGUUUGUACCUGCCGCGUUUGGGACUGCGGAUCAAAUACCCCGUGCACUUUGGUCUUUUUAUUUCAGGAGGGAGGCACUUCAGGGGAAAUCCCAGGGCGUGGAAAACACCAAGCAGGUUGGAUGUGGGUGACGUUGAGAGGUAGCAGACUCCGAGGGUCCAGAACUUGGGGGAAUAAUCUCAGCCGCCUGUUUCAGACGGAGAAAUCCCCCCCCAGUGAGGGCUGUGAAUCUUUGGGAAAUCUGGGAGAACUGUGGGGGUGGAAUCACUGGUGAAUUCAGGGCAGCGAUUGAUAUUUUUUUCUGGGUUGGGGGGAACUGGAGGGAUUAGGGAGGAAAGCAUUCCUGAAGUGGGGGGAGACACGAGGGUAGACUCCCUGCUCCUUGUUCUCAUUGCCAGCCACGUCGCCUGUUGUUGCCUAUUGGGCUGGCGUUUACCAUGAUACAGGGCUGGAUUCAGCCGGCAGACUGUUGGCGCUCAGCAUGGCUGAGGUGGUGGCUUCCUCGCUGCCCCAGGCGCGGAGGGUUGUGCAGUCAGUCUUUGGUGCUGGAGAUUUGGGUCAAAUUACACGGCGAAGAGCCCACACCUCUCUUCGGUAAAUGGUGACGUUCAUGUUAAUAUUUUUCACUGUCUGUUCGGCCCAUCUGUUCUAGCCCGGCUCUCGGAUCAGUCCCGUCGCCCUGCUCUUAUUUCCCUGCAGCCUAUUCUCACUCUCACUCUCUAUUCUCACUGCAGCCCAUCUGUCUCAGCCUGGUCCCACAGUUCAACCCAUCGCCAAUUAACCCACCCACCCCACGCGUCAUUGGGAUGUGGGAGCGAACAGGAGCACCCGGGGGGGAUACCCUCAAGGUCAUAGGGAGAGCUUGUGAACCACACACACACACACACACACACACACACACACACACACACACACACACACACACACAGUGGUGGAGGUUGGGAUUGAACCCGGGUCUCCAGCGCCGUGAGACGGCGGCUUUACCCACUGUGACCUGCCCCACAUGGAGACCUUCACAGUAAUGGACAGACAUGGAGGGAAUCUUUCUGCCGGUGGGGAAGAGCAGCCAGGGGGUCAGUCACUGAGGAAUUCGGGAGAGAAUUCAGAAGGAACGCCUUUUAGAAGCGAAAUUCAUGUUUGAGGCAUGUGUGAGAGAUGUGGUUAAGAGAGGAAUGAGGGAACAGAGGUCACGGUAAUGGGGCGGGAGCAGGGCUGCUCGGACCUCCUGUAACGUGGCAACCGUGUCUGCUCUCCCCCACUAAGUCUGGGCUCCGUGCUGCCGGAAGGCUGUUGAGGCACCAGAGAGAGAGGCCGGAGCAGGUCCACCAGAUUCCCAUUGGCACCGGAGAGCAGUAGUUCUGAGCAAGAGGCUGAAACACAGGAGGCGGCAACUCCCACCGCAUCUGAAAGUUACAGCACUUGAGCAGCUGUACUAAAGGGAGCAGGGAAGAGAGUUGUAGACUGGCUUCCUUUGGCAGAUAUGUCAGGAUCUUUACAAAAUCUAAUUCUCUUCUGUGUAUACUGUGGCCUGUCCCUCUUAAGCUGAUUUGGUCCCGACUGUAUCUGCAUUGUCCCAUCCCUUUAAUCCCAUGGUUCCCAUCUAAAUUGACCCGUCUCUGGGCUGUAAGUUUCUACAAACAACUGAAGGGGAGCCCAAGGUGAUCUGAGUUUGCAAAGGGCAAUUUAGAGAUUUUUGUUUUUUUUAGUUUCCCCUCUCUGCAAAAAUAAUUUUUUGGAUUUUUGAAGCUCGAUUGGAGCCUCGUGUCCCUAAUGAGUCUCUCAGAUCAGGAACCUGUGACCAGCGCUGAGUGUUGGAGAGGUUUUCAAGGCCGAUGCUGUCCUCUGUGCCAGCCCUGACUGAGCGACGUGGCCAUCGUCUCAGAGUUAGGGGGUCCUGGCCUGCGGAACUGGGACAAUAAGAUCUGGGCCAGUGUUCUGAGCACAGUGCGGGGGGAGUGCUGCACUGUCAAAGGCGCCAUCUUUCGUGUUAAACCGAAGCCCCCCGAGGUGGAAGAAAAGAAUCGCACGGCCAAUGUCAAAUUCUCCCCACUGCACUGGGCCAGAGUUUAUCCCUUGGUAACCUGGUCGAAUAUCUCUUCCCAUUUCGGAAGCUCGCAUUUUGACAUGCCUCUUACCCCCCAACCAUACCAUGACCUUCCCAUCCUCCUGUAUACCUGCUGUUACAGGUGCGUCCCGGUCAAACAGACCCCUCUCUUUGCCCUUGCUCCCCAACCUCAAGGCACUAUGUGUAUAUAUGGCUGAGGUAUUCUCCAGCCUUGUGCCCUUUUCCACUCCUCCAGACAACCAACACUUAGUGACACCUGUCAGACCAACAGCUGGAACCUGUUCCAUUCCUUUCAGGGUUUUUAUAAAAUGGAAUUAUAUCUGAUCAGUGUGUACUAAAUCAGCUGAUAUAGUUCCAACUGUAUCUACAUUGGCCCUUUAGUACCAUUAUUCCUGUCUGUUGACCUGCCUCUGUGAGGCACCAGACCCGUUUACAACUGCUCACAAUGGAGCAGCAAACAAUCUGCUGAAGGAACUCAGCGGGUCGAGCAGCGUCUGUGGGGGUGGGGUGGGGAGGAACUGUCGACGUUUCAGGUCGAAACCCUAACGUAACCUGUCCCCUUGAGGCCACUAAAUCUAAUAGCUGGGAAGUGGGAUUUGGAAUACUCCAGAGAUGGGUUGUCGGGGUAUUGGAGACCUGUUGUAUUUCUGGGGAUGUUUGCAUUACUGAAAAUUGAGACUUUUCUUGAAGUUUGCUUGAACUAUACAGCGGGAAGUGGAGAAUGGACGGCAGUAUACAGGAGUGUUCCUGUACCAACAGCACCCUUCUUAAAGCAGAACUUGAUUCCUUGGUGUCCACUGAUUGAUGGUCAUUGUGUAGUGUCCACUGCCCCCUGCCAUCGGGACCAUUGUCGGGUGUACUUGGAUGCAGGCAGACAUUAGGUCUCUGACUUACGAGGGGAGUGUGUUUGGGAUUGUCACGUGUCACAGCCUUGCUCUGAUUCCCCUUUGAUGACAGCUGCUCCCUCUCUUGGAAUAGUGAGCUUGGAAUGUUGUGAGGGUGGGAUGUGGUGGGGAGGAGGAGGA
This is a messenger RNA of Pristis pectinata (smalltooth sawfish), 5176 nucleotides long. Its product is annotated as synaptotagmin-11-like. Gene Ontology annotation, cellular component: axon; membrane; synapse. Gene Ontology annotation, biological process: vesicle fusion; cellular response to calcium ion; calcium-ion regulated exocytosis. Gene Ontology annotation, molecular function: calcium-dependent phospholipid binding; phosphatidylserine binding; clathrin binding. The record is from RefSeq and is a predicted model, not a curated record. NCBI's taxonomy places the organism in Eukaryota, Metazoa, Chordata, Chondrichthyes, Rhinopristiformes, Pristidae. The transcript has 4 exons. Bases 1 to 1386 code for a protein of 461 amino acids.